Messenger RNA from Arachis ipaensis, 1308 nucleotides. Its product is annotated as putative glucuronoxylan glucuronosyltransferase IRX7. The record is from RefSeq and is a predicted model, not a curated record. Gene Ontology annotation, molecular function: glycosyltransferase activity. Lineage: Eukaryota; Viridiplantae; Streptophyta; Magnoliopsida; Fabales; Fabaceae. Gene Ontology annotation, biological process: glucuronoxylan biosynthetic process.
UUUGUUUAUGAUCUUCCUUCAAAGUUCAACACAGAUUGGUUGACCAACCAAAGGUGCAGCACGCACUUGUUUGCAUCCGAGGUUGCAAUCCACCGUGCCUUGUUGACCAGCCACGUCAGAACCUUUGACCCUUACGACGCUGACUUCUUCUUCGUCCCCGUCUACGUUUCCUGCAACUUCAGCACCGUUAAUGGUUUCCCCGCCAUAGGCCACGCCCGCUCCCUUAUCUCCUCCGCUGUUAAACUCAUCUCCGAUCGCUUCCCUUUCUGGAACCGCAGCCAUGGGCGUGACCAUGUCUUCGUCGCCUCCCACGAUUUCGGCUCCUGCUUCCACACCCUCGAGGACGUGGCGAUUGCGGAUGGCGUGCCGGAGAUAAUGAGGAAAUCGAUCGUGUUGCAGACGUUUGGCGUGACAUAUAAGCACCCGUGUCAGGAGGUUGAGAACGUCGUCAUACCGCCGUACGUGUCGCCGGAGAAUUUGCGGACCACCGUCGACAAGCUCCCGGCGAAUUGGCAGCGAGAUAUUUGGGUGUUCUUCCGCGGCAAAAUGGAGGUCCAUCCUAAGAAUGUUAGCGGAAGAUAUUACAGCAAGAAAGUGCGAACGAUGAUAUGGCGAAAGUUCAGCGGUGACCGGAGGUUUUACCUUCAGAGGCAUAGAUUUGCCGGUUACCAGUCAGAAAUCGCGCGUUCGGUUUUCUGUUUAUGUCCGUUGGGGUGGGCCCCAUGGAGUCCAAGACUGGUAGAGUCCGUUGCCUUGGGCUGCGUGCCGGUCAUCAUAGCCGACGGCAUCCGAUUACCGUUCUCAUCCGCCGUGAGAUGGCCGGAGAUAUCGCUGACGGUGGCGGAGCGCGACGUCGGGAAACUGGCGGAGAUACUUGAGCGCGUGGCGGCGACGAACCUCAGCGAUAUUCAGAGGAAUCUGUGGGACCCAAUGACUAAGAAGGCACUUUUAUUCAACGAGAGGGUCCAUGAAGGCGAUGCCACGUGGCAGGUUUUGCGUUCAUUGAGCGAGAAGCUUGAUAGGUCCUUAAGAAGCUCCAGAGUUUCCCGCCAAUUAGAUUUUGCCACGUAGUGGGUCAAGAUUUUGGGUGCCGAAGUUUUCUUUCCACACACGCACAUGCGGCACACCGUGGAUUUUUCCAACGCGGCAUACACACUCUUCUUUAUUCAAAACAGAAAACAAUAAUAAUAAAUAAUUAACCAUGUAUUUUAGGUAUAGUUUUGUUUUGUAUAAUCAUUUUUUGAUGUAAAUAGGAAGAGGAUAUAUACAAUACAAUUAAUUAAUUUGAGUUUUGUGAUUAUUUAUUGA